AUGACACAUGUAAAACCCUGCCGUUCUGUUUUGUUCAUCACGCUACAUGCACUUGGAUUCUAUUUGUGGGUUUGUGUGGUUUCAAUAAUCAUCAUUCACCGGAAAAUGAGAUUUUGUAUUGUGUGCGGUAAUUCUGAAGACGACGUAAAGCAUUUAUUUUGCUUUCCCCGUAGCGCAGACAGGUCGCAAAUAUGGCAGGAAGCUAUGGGAAUGAAAUAUAGACCACUAUGUGGCCAUGUUAGAAUCUGCAAUGAGCAUUUCACAAAAGAUAGAUUUGUGCCGUGUACCUCAGUUUUACGUUUGAAAGCUGAUGCAGUGCCCACAAUUCUGGAAGUCCAGAAGGACCAUGUUAUGAAGGGACUGGACCAGAUAGCAAAUAAAAAAGUAAACAUUAUAUCCCAAUAUAUAAUAAAGCCAGAACCACAGACUCUUUUGGAUACCAAAUCAUUAAGUAAUGCAAACAGUGAAGUUACUGAACAUGAGAAAACAAAUUCCUCGCAGUCACCAUCCCAACGGAGCUGUCACACCAAUUUCAAGUACAGUUAGAUGUAGAAGGACUCUUUUUAAGGACGUUGAAGGCUUGUGUUCAACACAGAUAACACCAAGAAAGCAAAAGUUGAUGGUUAUUGUGAAGAGGAAGCAGGGUCGCUUGCGAUAGAUGCAGUUACAUCUUGAGCUCAGAUGACACUGAGCCAUGUAAUCAAUUUAUUUCCAGUAAGGAAUUCUCAAAUUCUAAGAAUAAAUUGUUUUAUCCUUCUAAACAGUUUAUUAUUGCGGUUGGUAUUGGUAUUACAGUUUUAGAGAAUAAGCUACCGAUUAUUUGUGAAAAGAAUAACCUACAAGAUGUAGCAACAAAUUUCCUUAACCAAGAAAUUGAUUUCUCAUUUAUUACUUGUGAGGAACAUUUUUAUUUUUUGAAAGAUUUUUUACUUAAAAGUAUAUGUAGAAUCGGAAUCCCAUGGUACUGUACAAGACUUGUCCGAAAUUUAAGAUCUGAAGCCAGCCGGCAAAUGUCAGCACGCACAAAAAGAAAAAUUUUGCAUAAAUAAUAACAAUACCAUUAAAUGUCUACUUCUUGGACAAUUCAUACACCUACAGUACC
Diorhabda sublineata is the source of this 1102-nucleotide messenger RNA. RefSeq lists its product as uncharacterized. The transcript is spliced from 4 exons. The record is from RefSeq and is a predicted model, not a curated record. Lineage: Eukaryota; Metazoa; Arthropoda; Insecta; Coleoptera; Chrysomelidae. Bases 1 to 546 code for a protein of 181 amino acids.